This is a messenger RNA of Naegleria fowleri, 2466 nucleotides long. RefSeq lists its product as uncharacterized. The coding region runs from base 1 to 2466 and encodes 821 amino acids. Gene Ontology annotation, molecular function: GDP binding; GTP binding; protein binding. The record is from RefSeq and is a predicted model, not a curated record. Gene Ontology annotation, cellular component: plasma membrane. Lineage: Eukaryota; Heterolobosea; Eutetramitea; Acrasida; Naegleriidae. The transcript has a single exon. Gene Ontology annotation, biological process: signal transduction.
AUGACUCUCAAAGAUUCAAAUUCCAUUCAAGUUCAAACCACUUCUUCUUCAUCAUCAGCAACAACAACCACACAACGUAGUCAUACCAAAUUCUCUCCAGUCUUUCCAUCUGAUUACAUUGAAGUUGUUGUAUUGGGAAAUGAAUCAUCUGGUAAAUCAAGUAUUAUUCGUCAAUACAUUUCUUCACAAUUUACAGAAGAAUAUGUGCCAACUGUCACAGAACAUUACUACAAAACCAUUCAAGUGGAUGAUGACAGUGUCACAUUGAGUAUUAACGAAUGUGGAGGAAAGGGUGAAUACAAACAAUUACAAAAACAAUAUAUUGCUGAUGGAAAUGCUUUUUUGAUUGUGUGUAGCGUUCUCGAUGAACCAACACAAUGUGAAGAAUUGAUUGAUGACAUUGUGAAACAAAUCAACAGCAGAGUUUCAUCUCAACCAACCAUCGAAGGUCUCUCCAACAGUGGACAAAUCAUUGGUGGACUCGAUCAGACACCUGUUGUCAUUGUUUUGAACAAGUGUGAUAUUUUAGAGUCACAAGAAAAGUAUUUGGAUGUUCUCGACAAGGAAGAUAUUGAAAAGGCAGAAUCCAUUCCAAAAUUGGUUGAAAGAAAAGCUCAACAAUACAAAAUUCCAUUCAUGUGUUGCAAUGCAAGAGAAACUCUUCAAGUGAAUGACAUUUUCAAUGUUCAUCUCUUGAAAGAAUUGUUGAGAAAGCAAAAACCUGUCACUGCCAAAGUAUCCAUUGCUGCAAAUGCUGACGUUGAGAUUCAAAUGAAACAAUUGGCAAGAGAAAAUAAUGUCACAGAGUUAUUGGGCUUGUUAAGCAAGUCACAACCUUCUGAAGAAUGUUUCAAGAAAUUGUUUUUCAUUUCCAUUCUCCAUGAAGAUGCAAACUUGUUGAAAGAGUUGAUUGCAUACAAUAAGAAACAUCAUUGUGUUAAGGAACAACUUGGAAGAGUUGAAAUGUUAGUCGAUGAAGAGUCACACUUUAAGGCAAAUCUUUUAUUGUUUGCUCUCAUGGAAGGAAAUAGAAAAGCAUACAAGAUUUUGAAAGAGGAAGGUCUUCGUUUGAAGGCAUCCAAACUUCCAAAACAACAAAAUUUACUCUUAAUUAUUUUACAAUCAUUAGAGAAUGGAAAUGAGCAACAACAAGAUUCAGAAGAGUCCAUUUCAUUUACUCUUGAUCACGACAAUUAUUCACAUGAAAAGGAUGUUUUCUUGACUGAUCUCGCUCUCGAAAUAUUGACAGAACAAGAGAAUGAAUUGGCAGCCUAUGUUAACAUUCCAUGUGUCAUUGACAAUGAAGUUAGAUAUCCUAUUCAUUAUGCCAUUGAAUUGAAGAGUUAUUUAAUUGCAGAUUGGUUAUUGAGACACAAUGCCAACGUUGAUGUCAGAGAUUUUGCUGGAAAAACUGCAUUACAUCGAGCUGUUGAAAGUGGUCAAGUGAAACUUGCCAAAUUAUUGCUCGAACACAAGGCAAAUGCAACAGCAAGAGUUGAAAAUAAUUCUGGUGUUCUAAAGAGUAUGGAACGAAUUAUUUGUGAAGAAUGUCCAAUGGAAUGGAGAGAGCCCAUGAUUGCUCUGCUUGCAAAAUAUGGACUUGCUGCUCAUUUGUCAUCUCCACAAUGGAAAACGAUUGAACUAGGCCAUUCUGUGAGUCAUGAGAAAUGUGAAACCACUCUUGAAAGAUCUCUCUCUUUCUAUGAUUAUUACAUCAAAUUACGUUUGCAUGUGAGUGAAAAUUCUUCACAAUUACAUUCUGUGUCGUACCAUUUCGUCACUGGAGGAGGUGCCAACCAUGAAUUCACACUUGAACAAGUUUCGAAGAUUCGUAAUGAUUCCAUUCAACAAGUGUCACUUUUAUUCCAAUCUAAAUCUACUCAAGCAGUUGUGAGAUGUGUUGUGAAUUCAUUGGGAGAAGUGAAUGUUGUCAAACCACUUCCAGAUGAAAUUGUUGUUUUUAUUGGAGAAUCUGGUGAAUCGAGCUCUCUAGUUUGUAAAUCAACACUCAUUACCAAUUAUAUGGAAAAUAUUCCAUCCAGUGGAGAUGAUUUAUAUUCAAAAGAAUUGAAAGUUUAUGAUCAAGUGAUUUCUCUCAAUUUAUUGGAUGUCAAUGGAGAUGAAGAGGAAUAUCUUGAUGAAAGAAUUCACAACUCUAAUGCAUUUAUUCUCGUCUGUUGCAACAAUCAAAAGAAUACGAUUGACAUUUUGAAUGAAUUAGUUGAAGAAAUUCAAUUUGUGAAAAGAACCGAUGUUUCAAAAAUUCCAAUCGUUCUUGUCCAAAUUAAUGAAGCCAUUUCCAAUUCUGAAGAUAAUAGUGCUCUCACGAAUAUUGCAAAGAAAUUGAAUGUUCCACAUUGUUGGGUCAGUGCUUCGAAUCGUGAUGCUUUGAAUAAUUUGUUUGAACAUGUCUUGUUGAAUGAAGUGAUGAAAAAACAAUCACCUUUGAAGCAAUAUUUUCAAUGA